AUGUUCCGCAUCUACAUGUUCGUCUUCACGUUUGUGCUAGUGGUGCACUUUAUUGCCUGCGGCUAUUGGUUUGUGUCCAGAACAACGGACCCAGAGUUCGAGGGGGUUUGGGUCCCGGAGCAGGAGUACCUGGACGCCGGCUUGUUCGAAAAGUAUACCCGUGCUCUGUACUUCUCCCUCGUCAUCACCUACGGAAAUGACUUAAAGCCGGAGAAUGACGUGGAGUAUGUGUUCUCCAACAUCUGCCUGACUCUUGCUCUGCUGACCAACGCCGUCAUCAUCGGGAGCGCCACAAACCUACUGUCAAACAUGGAUGCCGGAGCCGUUGCCAAGAAGACGCAGAUGGACGGGAUAAACGGCUACAUGCGGUUUCGAAAGGCGAGGCGGCGGGUGGGUCGUUUCGUAAAUGCUGAGGGCGGUCGGUCGUUUCUUGACCUUUCCAUCCUGGUGUUUGUGAACGUGGGAAACGACGGGCAUUCGGAAGGAAACUUCAUCUGCCUCUUGAAAAAGUUCAUGCCACCUGAUACGAAAGCUGGUGAGCCUUGGAAACAGUGGCCAAAUGAAGAAGUGCCCAAGGGACUCCAAAAACGGAUCCGAACGUUCUACGAGUAUCUUUGGGAAUCAGGACAGGAUAGCCAUAGCUCGGAUCUCUUCGAGGAACUGCCGGAAAAGCUCAAGCUGCAGCUCAAUAUUGCGCUCAAGAAACGCCUCAUUGAUCAGGUGCCGCUCUUCAAGACGUUUUCGCCGUCUGGAACGAUCGCUCUCGUUCAGAACCUGAUCCCCAGCAUCAUUCUCCCGGGAGAACUAAUCGUACGCCAGGGAGAUCCAGCGACGUGCAUGUUCUUCAUCAGCAGAGGCUCUGUGCGAGUGACCGUGCCCGAAACCGAGGACUGCGACGACGAAUUCCCGGAGGAGACGUACAUCAUCUCGCUGGGCGCCGGGUCGUUCUUUGGAGAGGUGGCUCUGCUCGAGGAGGAGCAUGUCCGGACGGCGAACGUGAGGGCAGAGGCGUUCACCGAGUUGCAGGUCAUGCACGCCGCGGAUUUCAAGGCUCUCGCCGAAGUGUUCCCAGAGUUCAAGGUGCGGAUGGCGGUCAAGUCGAUUUCCACGUCUCGCAUGAAGGCUGGCGAAGCUCUCGGAAAGAUGAAGGCACGUGGAAAGAAUUUUUCCAAAGGGAACUCUCGUUCCAUUCGCGGUCCAGCUCCCCGGUCGAUGAAAACCAUGCGAAACACCGUUGCCGCCGUUAAAGCCAAUCCUCGCGCCGCGACCGGUAGAGAAACCAGAGAAAAGAAGCCCAAGAUGGAAAUCUUGGUGGAACGAUUGAUGAGGAAGUACAGGUACAUGGAGACCUAA
This is a messenger RNA of Ectocarpus sp. CCAP 1310/34, 1353 nucleotides long. The record is from the annotation of a GenBank genome assembly. NCBI's taxonomy places the organism in Eukaryota, Phaeophyceae, Ectocarpales, Ectocarpaceae.